Messenger RNA from Dermatophagoides farinae (American house dust mite), 1386 nucleotides. NCBI's taxonomy places the organism in Eukaryota, Metazoa, Arthropoda, Arachnida, Sarcoptiformes, Pyroglyphidae. The record is from RefSeq and is a predicted model, not a curated record.
UCUCAAUCGAAAAAAGUGGAAAAUUCAUCAUCAUCAUCAUCAACAACAACAACAAAAAAUAAUGACAGUAAAAAGAAAUCAUCAUCGUCAUCAUCAACAACAAAUCGAAAUAAUGUUCGAAGAAAAAGCCCAGCACGUGAUCCAAAACCACGUUCGAAAAAAGUUGAUCUCGCCAAAACACGUUAUCUAUGGGUAAGUGGCGUGCCAGUAGGCACAAAAUCCACCCACUUGGAAGAGAUAUUCUCCAAACAUGGAAAAGUAUUGGCCAUCAAAAUAAUACGUGGCAACAACAAUUCAUUACUUGGUUUUGUCAAAUUGGAAUCACAUGAUCAAGCGCAACGAUGUCUGGAUAAAUUGAACAAAACGGAUUUUCGUGGAAGCAAAAUUGAAUUGUUCAAAGAACGGCCAGAUGAUAAGGAUAGUGAUGGUAAAAAACUCGAAAAAAUAGGCUUCAGAGAUUCUCGAAAAUAUAUAGCGAAACCACCAAUACCAAAACGGCCACCUACUUCAUCUUUUCGACCAAAUACACGUGGUGGUUCAUUUCAUCGUCCUCAACAUCGAACCUCAUUACCAUCAAAAUUGAGACGGACACCACCCAUACGAUUAUCAUCAUCAGGUAGCCAUCAUCAUGAUAGACGAAACAAUGAACGAGAUGGAGGAUCAUCACGUUUGGAUCGUGAAAGACAAAAAUUGAAAAUGGAACGUUUACGUUUUGAACAAGAAAAAGCAGAAUAUUUUAAAAUUGAACAGAAAUCAAGAUUUGAAUUCGAACGUGGUGGUGGUGGCAGUGCUAUUGUUGGUGAUUUAAGAUCUGAAGAUAAAACAGGCCCACCACACCGGAUUCGUUCGAUGAUCAAACGUAAUGUGGGAGGAGGAUCCUUCGAUGAUGGAAGCCCAUUUAUGCAUCAUGAAGAGAAACGUUAUGAUGAUUAUAAUAAUAGACGCGAAUUUAAUUCAAUUCGUAGGUAUGAUUCUCGAGAAAGUCCAAUGGAACGAAAAAUCAAUCCACGAUCAUCAUUUGGUUCGAUUACUGGUGGUCGUAAUAGCUAUGAUACUGGCAGCCGACCUGAUCAUCGAUAUUCUGAUUUGGGGAAUAAAAGCUGGCAACCAUCACUGGAUUCAUGGAUGACAACUGGUUUGUCAAGCAGUAUCGGCGCCGAUAAUCGUGGAUGGAAUUCUUCCACUGGUUAUGAUCAUCAUACAACACCACGGAUAUUAUCAAGCAGUAUCGGUGGUGGUACCAGUGGAUCGAUGUCAUCAUCGCGGCUAAAUCAUUCUUCUGACAUGAAUCCACGUGGCCAUAGUGGUGGUGGUGGUGGUGGCGGCGGCGGUUAUUAUAAUAAUAAUCGUAGAUAUUAAGAUUGCAAGAAAUUGACAUAUUCAAUG